AUGUGUUUGCUCAAAGAAGAAGGUAUGGAUAAAAUCAAUGUCUUCAUUUGUUAUGGAGGCAAGUGGACACAAGAUAAUGAGUACACAAGUGACAAAAUGACUGGAAUUGUUGUCUCGAUGGAUUGCACGUACAACCGCCUUGAGUGCAUGAUAUGUUCUGUGAUGAAAAGAAAGGAUAAAGAUCUUGCAAGCUUUCCAUUGUGCAUAGAUGUGACAACGGUAUCAAAAAGUCACGAAACUGAAUUUGUUAAUAAUAUACAACGUUUGGAGGCUGUCAAUUAUGAAAAAAAUGAUAUGCUACAAUUGCAAUUUUGUGAAGCUGUAACUGAUAAUUCUGUGACAUCAGCUCAAAAAUUACCUAGUAUGGAAGAAAUUGCGAUUGAUGUAUACAAUAGUAUGUCGGAAGUUGGAGAAACAACGAAUGAAGGAGGAAGUGAUAUCAUUUCAAUGGUCACUAUGGAUGGAAUUUCAAAAGAUAAGGUGUUCAAGAACAAGACAUUGGUUAAGAGAAGUAUUUCGAUAUAUGCGAUACACAAUAACUUUCAAUUCAAGGUAAGUAAGUCGGACAAGAAAGAGUACGUGUUGAAAUGUAUUGAUGAUAAGUGUAAAUGGACUUUUAGAGCUUCAAAACUUGGUGGAACCGAUAUGUUCAAGGUAAGGUAUAUAAAAAAUGUCCAUAUAUGCUCAAAUAACAUCAUUUUGGGAGAUCAUCGUCAAGCAACUAGCUCAAUAGUAGGAGAAUUCAUCAUGUACAAGUAUAUCUCAACAAAAACAACAUACACUCCUGCAGACAUUAUAAGUGACAUGAUGAAUACCUAUGGAGUGUCGAUGAGCUAUGAGAAAGCUUGGAGAUCUAAGGAGAAAGCAUUGGAAUUAGUGAGAGGAGAUCCUACAGAGUCAUAUGAAAAGCUUCCAGAAUACUUGUACAUGAUAGAACAAACAAAUCCUGGAUCAUUUACAAAAAUUGAGACAUAUCAGGACAACAAAUUCAAGUACCUCUUCAUGGCAUUAGGAGCAUCUAUUCAAGGGUGGAAGUAUUGUAGACCAGUUAUAGUAAUAGAUGCUACAUUCUUAAAAGAAACCAAUGAUUCUUGGGAGUGGUUCUUAAGUAUGUUAAAAGAAGCAUAUGGUGAGCGAGAAGGUUUGUGUAUAAUCUCAGAUGGACAUGCAAGCAUAAAAAAUGCAAUUCACAAAGUGUAUGAGAAUGCAAUGCACGGAUUAUGUUCCUAUUACUUACUAAAGAACUUGAAGUCUUCUUUUGGUGGGAAAAAAAGGGGAAAGAAUAUUGCAGAACAUUUCAAUAGGGCUGUAAGAGCAUAUUCUAAGACUGAUUUUGAGUUCCAUAUGAAACAACUUGAUGAAAUCAAUACAGGAAUUCGAUCACAUUUGAAAGAUAUUGGUUAUGAGAAAUGGUAG
Molecule: messenger RNA, 1416 nt
Organism: Olea europaea var. sylvestris
Lineage: Eukaryota; Viridiplantae; Streptophyta; Magnoliopsida; Lamiales; Oleaceae
Exons: 5
Coding region: 1-1416 (471 amino acids)
Source: RefSeq, a predicted model, not a curated record